ACGUUUUGGCCCUCUCGGCCUUCCAUAGCCAGCGACGUUUCUCAAACAGGAAGACGCUCCACUGAAUACGGUGUUUAUCACAAGACUGGAAUGAAUAUUUUAUACAGUAACUGGAAAUUCUGUUUCUUAUCAUUUGUUGUUGCACUCGCCGCUGUUCUUUAUAAUCUGGAACAUUCAUAUACAGGCGAAGUCCCAAGAAUGGAUCUGAAUGCGAAGGGAGAGAUUUACCGUCAGAAAAACAAAACGUGUUUUAUUCUCGGCGCUUCUGGGGAAAGUGGAAAGGUGCUACUAAACGAAAUCAAGAAGAGCAACAUAUUCUCCAAGAUCACUCUCAUUGGACGAAGGGAGUUACAUUUGGACAACCAAACCGAUGAAAAUCUGGUGCAAAAAGUAGUUGAUUUUGAAAAGCUGGAUGAGUAUGCCGAAGCAUUUCAGGGCCAUGAUGUGGGAUACUGCUGUCUAGGAACAACCAAAGCCAAAGCAGGAGCUGAAGGGUUUGUGCGUGUAGAUCAUGACUACGUACUCAAGGCAGCAGAACUUGCUAAAGCAGGAAGUUGCUCUCACUUUCAUCUAGAAUCCUCCAAAGGAGCAGACAAAACCAGCAGCUUUCUCUACCUGAAAACUAAGGGACAGGUUGAAGCAGACAUUGAGGUUGUAGGUUUUGAGCGUCUCUCAAUCUAUCGACCAGCGGUGUUAUUGGUGGACAGAAAGGAGAGCAGGCCUGCUGAGUGGAUGGCCAGGAAAUUUCUCGGCCCUCUUUCCACUUUAUUUCCUACUGCACUGUCAAUCCCCAUCACAUCAUUGGCAAGAGCUAUGGUAGUCAACACACUAAAAGAGGGUGAACAGAAAGUAGAAAUUCUUGAAAACAAGGCCAUAUACGAUCUUGGGAGAACCUAAAGGUUACCACAGCGAGCAGGAUGCAGUUCAUGGCCUGACCUGAUGGUAGAGCGGAGAAUGGGAAGUGGGGACCUGACAAGAGCUGAGAUGAUAGAGCUGGAUAAAGAAGGACGCGGUCUCUUGACAUGUCUUCACCACAAAAUUUCAAAUGCUAUUACUUUGUAGAUUAUUAAUGAUAAUCUUAAACUAUAAUUUAUUUUAUUAGUAAGUUUAUUUAUUUUAUUUAGCCUUGUUGUGCAAGCUCUCUGAAGCUUGUGCAGAGGCAGCAGCUUUUGCCAGAGGGGAACUGGAAUCCCCUGGUUGGGCCUGGGUUCUCCUGAGGUUUUUUUUCUCGAUUAGAUUUUUGGGUUCCUCGCCACCGUUUGCAUACUGUUUUUGCACUAUCUGCCUGACCGGGGGGGCUGCUUUAGAAUUUAAGUUUUACUUAAUUAAUAUUGCAUAUAGGAAUUUAUUAUCUGUUAUAUUUGACCUGUGCUUCUCUCUCCUUUAUCCUAAUUGUGUGCUCUCACUGAGCGUGUGUGUGUGUGCGUACUUGUCUGUGUACGUACGUGUGUGUGUGUGUGUUGUGUGUGUGUGCAUGCGCAUCCGUGUGUGUGUGUGUCUCUGUGUCUGUGUGUGUUGGUGCGUGUUGUGUGUGUGGAGUGUUUUGUGUGUGGGUGUGUCUGUCUUCUGUGUUUCAACCUUUUCUUGUUUUUGCAGGUACAACUUUGAUUGUUUUGCUUGUAGUCAAUGUGUCUCAUGUGCAGCUGCUUUGUAACAAUGAAAAUUGUAAAAGCGCUAUAUAAAUAAAGUUGAGUUGAGAAGAAUCGUCAGUGGAACCAGGAGGAGCUUCCACGCCCCCUGAACUUCUCAUUUGACUGCCCUAUACCAAAACCUUGCUAAAGUAAGAUAAGUACAUCAACUAACGACUUAAUCAUUAGAAAUAAAAAAAUAAAAGUUGGUUAUAUCUUCAAUCUCCUCUCAAACCUCCGACAGUCUGCUCAGAGAAGCUAUCAAUCACAACUGUCAAUCAUAAUGACACGCCCAGUUUUUAUAGCAUCAAGUUACUAGCUAAAAUCAAACUUAUCACAAAAACGAACAAUUGAACAUAUAUCAGCGUGAUAACAACUAUAUGAUCAAAACCAUCUUUCAGAAGAUUUUCCUGGAAGUGUAAUUUACUUUUUAUUUUGACUCAAGUCCCAUUUGUUUACAUGGAGAGGUUAAUCGGCUGACGUCAGUACUUUUACAGGCCGUUUAAAGAUUCGUCUGCUCUUUCAGCUCAUUCUUCGUUCCACUGGCUGCUGUUACCGUGUCCCCCCAAAAUAAGAUCACACAUUAUCCGAUGCAAGGACUUUAACUUGGCAACUCUGAUGCUCCUUUCCACUGUGGUGACGUGGGAGUUUUCCUAAAAUCUCCCCAUCCCAGACUGCAACAUAAUCUCUCAUUUUCUGAAUUUGUUAUUGCCUUUAGUUUUUACGAAGACAUAAUUGGGGCCAAUCCCAUUUCUACCCUUCCGUUUUGCAAGUUCACGUGAAGAAGUAGGGGUAUCUCGAUUCUGUUUUGUUGGAGGGGUAAGGGGAAGGGCCAGAUAGCCUUCAAACGAAUAUUUUUCAGGGCCUCACUUCAAACAAAGUGGUAUGAAAUAUGUGGUAUGUGAUAUUCCAGAAACUUUUAUAGAUGCGACAAUGCAACAGCAAAUUUCUUGUGUACAUACUGUACGCAUUUGAGUGUUGCGUUUGGUCUAUUUAGUUCAACAUUGUGGAUAGAAUCACACCUAAUGUUGUUCCACAUAGCAACGUACUAAUAACAGCAGUGUCAGAUUGAAUAAUGAAACGAGCUGCAUUUAGUCGACCAUGAUGAAUUCUCAUGGUAACCGAAGUAAACAUGAAAGCUUCUUCGGCCAGAUGGCUUUGUGUUUGUUUUUUUAUUUAGCCUUCUUUAUUUAGAAUGAGCUUCUCUGGUGUAUUUUGUUCACAUUUCUUCUAUAGUCUAGACACUUCAGAUUAGGAGGGAGGUUGUGAAAUGUCCUACAAGAACAGAGACACCAGUAACGUAAAAUAUAAAUCUUCACAUUCACACGUGUGCCAUAAUAGUACAGUACACUGUAAAGAAUUUCUGUAGAAAUUUCAGUUUUACUGGCAGCAGUUUGACAGUAAUUUACUGUAGAUUUACAUUUAUGUAAUUUAAAUAUAAAUGAUCAUUAAACAUUAACAAGUCUUUAUCCUUACAGGAAAAGUAUUAUAAAAUAACAGCCUCAUGCAAAGCAUUCUGGGAACCAAAAUUAGAAAAAAAAGCAGAAAAAGGUUUAUGUGGAUUUGUGAUAUUUUAUGAACCAGAACAUUUUUAUCUACAUUUAGCAUUAGCAUUAUUGAUCAGCAUGUAAACAUUUGUGACCUGUGAAAACCCAGGCUAAAGUCUCAUCAUCUAAUAAAUUAUUAUAUUAUAAUUAUUCUAACAAGCAUCAAAGAUUAAUUUCAAGCAUUAAUUUCACUUAGAUUUCAAUCUUUAAAAUGGCAUUAUUCAGUCAAUAUUGAAGAUAUUGUUGCUAUAUUUUCACGUUUUUUUGUAGAAAACAGUCAGGUUUUCACAAGCAGGGUCACAUUUUAUAAUGAACAACGUACUAAUUGGGAAAUUAUUUAAAGAUAGAAGUACUGUUAUGAAUGGCAUGGAAAGGCUAAUUUAAUAAGUAACUUUGUUUUCUGUUUAUGAUGAGAGCAUAUUAAUUGUUACAUUACAUUUGUUGUUUGUAUGUUGUCAUUAAUUUUUAUCUACAAAUAUUAAUUAUCAGAUUUCUAUUAAGAGGGCAUCCCUCUAGCCACAGAGCCUACACUACAUACAUUCUGUGGAUAUCAAAAUAUCAAAAUAAAUGGCCUGAUAAAAGGUCUUAUCUUGUGUGUGUGCGUGCGUGCGUGCGUGCGUGCGUUAUGGCUGUGCAAUUAAUCGAAAAUUAAUUGUAAUUGUCAAUUUUGGCUUCAACAAUUACAAAAACAAAAUAAUCGAGGUAAAAUGAUUAUUGUGCCACAUUCCAUUUUGCAAGGAUCCUCUCUUUUCUUGUGGUAUAAAUCCACAGCGCACCCCUUUCCUUACAGUGGUUCAGCUGUGCUAUUUCUUUACAUUAAUUUUUCAGUUGAAUUCACAGUUUAAAAGCAAAGUUAUUUAUUUUCUAUGUUGUUUUAAAAGUUAAUGAGUAAUCGUGUUAAAUAAUCGGGAUCUCAUUAUUGGCCAAAAUAAUCGUGAUUAUGUUUUUUGUCAUAAUCGAGCAGCCCUAGCGUGCGUGUGUGUGUGUAUUAUGGCAAACCAUUCAGGAAAAUA
Triplophysa rosa is the source of this 4188-nucleotide messenger RNA. RefSeq names its product oxidoreductase HTATIP2-like. Gene Ontology annotation, biological process: import into nucleus. The record is from RefSeq and is a predicted model, not a curated record. Gene Ontology annotation, cellular component: cytoplasm. The transcript has 7 exons. Bases 91 to 897 code for a protein of 268 amino acids. NCBI's taxonomy places the organism in Eukaryota, Metazoa, Chordata, Actinopteri, Cypriniformes, Nemacheilidae.